ACGGCGCCCCAGCUUCUGCCUGCCUUCACACACCAACAUUCUCCCAUUGUAGACCAUAGCCAGCCGACAAGCUUACAAUCUCCUUUUUUCAUCAACCACACCUGAAAUUUCCCUCGGGCCAUUGCCCAGCUGUCAAGACGUUUUCCAAUCUCCUCAGCUCGAUCCACAACCCAUUCGCCGGCCGACGUACUUCUCCUUCUGGGGCAGCGUCGGAUCUAGACUUCCGCAACUAAGUUCACCAAAUCAACAAGAACUUGAAUUAAAAUCAUCAUGGCACCACACGCAGAAGAAAGCGUCGGCAACGCGAAUGGGUUGGAGGUGAAGGCGGCCCCCAAGGCUCCUUUCGUCGUCAACUCGCCCAAUGUCGAGUAUACCGAGGACACCAUCAAGACAAAGUACACUUACCGCACCACCGACGUCACCAAGAACGCCGACGGCCACUAUGUCGCUGUUCCCAAGGAGACCCUUUAUGACUUCAAGGUUGACCGCAAAGUCCCCAAGACCGGUGUCAUGCUGGUAGGCUGGGGCGGCAACAACGGUACCACAGUUACGGCCGGUAUCAUUGCUAACAAGCGUAACCUGGUCUGGGAAACCAAAGAGGGUAAGCGCGGUGCCAACUACUAUGGCUCCGUCAUCAUGGGUUCUACUACCAAGCUUGGUGUCGACAGCAAGACCGGCCAAGAGAUCCAUAUUCCGUUCCAUGAUCUUCUGCCUAUGGUUCAUCCAAACGACCUCGUGGUUGGCGGAUGGGAUAUCAGCGGCAUGAACCUGGCUGACGCCAUGGACCGCGCCAAAGUCCUGUCUCCGUCUCUGAAGUCUCUGGUUCGCAAGGAGAUGAGCGCCAUGAAGCCCCUUCCCAGCAUCUACUACCCGGACUUUAUCGCUGCCAACCAGGAAGAGCGUGCUGACAACGUCCUGGAGGGUACCAAGGCUUCCAUGGCCCAUGUUGAGCAGAUCCGCAAGGAUAUCCGUGAGUUCAAGGCUGCCAACGGGCUUGACAAGGUGAUUGUGCAGUGGACUGCAAACACUGAGCGCUAUGCCGACAUCCUGGAGGGCGUCAACGACACCGCGGACAACCUUCUCAAGGCCAUUGAAUCUGGCCACGAGGAAGUUGCUCCCUCGACUGUCUUCGCCGUCGCCUCGAUUCUCGAGGGUGUUCCCUUCAUCAACGGUUCUCCUCAAAACACCUUUGUCCCUGGUGCCAUUCAGCUCGCCGAGAAGCACAACGCCUUCAUCGGUGGUGAUGAUUUCAAGUCUGGCCAGACCAAGAUGAAGUCUGCCCUCGUUGACUUCAUGAUCAGCGCUGGUAUCAAGCUCACCUCGAUUGCCUCGUACAACCAUCUGGGCAACAAUGAUGGUAUGAACCUCAGCUCUCAGAAGCAGUUCCGUUCCAAGGAGAUCUCCAAGUCCAACGUUGUCGACGACAUGGUCGCCGCCAACAACGUUCUGUACAAAGAUGGCGAGCACCCUGACCACUGUGUCGUCAUUAAGUACAUGCCUGCUGUUGGAGACGACAAGCGUGCUCUGGACGAGUACUACGCUGAGAUCUUCCUUGAUGGCCACCAGACCAUCAGCUUGUUCAAUGUCUGCGAGGACUCCCUUCUGGCUUCGCCUCUGAUCAUCGAUCUCGUGCUCGUCGCCGAGAUGAUGACCCGUGUACAGUGGAGGGCUCAGGCUGGUGAAGGUAGCGACGCCAAGUUCAACAACUUCCAUAGCGUGCUUAGCGUCCUCAGCUACAUGCUCAAGGCUCCUCUCACCCCUCCUGGCACUCCAGUUGUCAACGCUCUUGCCAAGCAACGUGCAGCUCUCACCAACAUCUUCCGCGCCUGUGUCGGCCUUGAACCCGAGAACGACAUGACUCUCGAGCACAAGCUCUUCUAGGCGUCUAAUGACACGUGAUGGCUACUUGGUAUGCACCAGUUGCUUGACUAACCUGACGAUUUGCACGGCUAGCUGUGCUUGCGAUUAGUUUGACCAACUCCUUACUCUCGUUAAAGUAAUAUAAAAUGUCUUCUCAAAUUUGAUUUGUUUCUUUCAUGAUGUGUGCUUGUCGCUAGAAAUAUGCAAUAGAAUCUAGUCCAAAGUUUUCUUU
Messenger RNA from Bipolaris maydis ATCC 48331, 2092 nucleotides. RefSeq lists its product as uncharacterized. Gene Ontology annotation, biological process: inositol biosynthetic process; phospholipid biosynthetic process. Gene Ontology annotation, cellular component: cytoplasm. The record is from RefSeq and is a predicted model, not a curated record. Gene Ontology annotation, molecular function: inositol-3-phosphate synthase activity. Lineage: Eukaryota; Fungi; Ascomycota; Dothideomycetes; Pleosporales; Pleosporaceae.